AUGCCUUCUUUUACAGGUAAAGAAGACUGGGCAACUUGGAAAGCCCGCUUUGAAGCGGUUGCUCGUAGGUAUAGAAGGGGACGAGAAGAGAGACUUGAUCAGCUGCUACCAGGAAUAGAGGGCCAAGCGAGUGAGUGUGUUUUCACGCAUCUUCCCCCUUCAAAUUUACAGAACUAUGGUGAUCUGAUCACUGAGCUGAAUAACAGACAUAGAAAGAUUGAAACAACACGUUUCUUUGCGACCAAGUUCAGUGCUAGGACCCAACGACAAGGGGAGAUUGCUGAGGAAUAUGUAGCUGACUUGAAGAGGUUGUAUGACAAAGCGCACGGGUAUAGGGAUAGAAGGACACGUGAUGAAGACUUAGUCAGGAGGUUUUUAGAUGGUUUAAAGGAUGAAGAAAUACGGUUCGAAAUAGAAUACCAUAAAAAGCCGGCAAAUAUUGACGAGGCAGUGUUUCACGUAGUGAACCUAAUACAAACAAGAAGCUAUGGUAGAACUGAUAGAAGAAAUAAACAGGGAGUAAGGCGAUUCCGAGCAGAAGAUACUGAUGAUAGGUUGUAUCAUGACAGCCCCAGAUAUGAGCGAGCUAAGAGAGUACCGGAGUGGAAGAAUGCCGAGAAGAAAAAGAAAGAAGAAACAAAUGAUCAAAUGAAGGUACUUGAUCAGAUUUUAGAAAGGCUUUCUAAACUGGAGAAAGCACAUGAGCCUCAGCCUCACAAACAGACAGACCAGAAUAAAAGGGCGGACAUAAAAAACAUGGAGUGCUUUCACUGCCGCAAAAAUGGCCACUUUGCAAGAAACUACCCUUUGAAGAAAACUGAAGAUAGAAGAACAGAUGCCAGGGAUAACGGACUGGGAACAGUAGAAGAAAUAUUUGGUAGGGAAGGGGAGACCAUCGAUGGUGUAUAUAUUGAGGGCACUGUUGAAGGGAAGCCGGUAGUGUUCACGGCGGACACUAGUGCCUCGAGAAAUAUCCUAUCAUCUAGGGUGUAUCACAAGUUGGGUGACGCAGAGAGACCACCCUUAAAAAGUUCAGCACGCCUGAAGGGUGCCGAAGGGACCCCUAUCAAGAUACUUGGAAAGGCGGUAUUCGGGAUGAAGUUAGGUGAACUACAUCUGAACAGAGAGAUCAUUGUCGCAGAUAUCGAGGAUGAUGCUCUACUGGGUUACGAUAUAUUGAAUGCUGCUGAUCUACUGCUGUCCAAAAACAUGAUCAUGUUAGAGGGUAAGGAGAAACCUUGCCGCCGCAGAGUGAGUCACUUAAAGACAAGGAAAGUCAUAGUUGCCGGUGAUGUAGAGAUUACGGGAAGAACAGAAACAUUGGUAGAUGUAUUUAUAGAAAGAAGUGAAACUGAUGGUAGUAAUAUGCAGGCAGAUUACCUAGUGGAACCUACAGAGGGUUUCAAAGAGAAAUACCAGUUAGAGUUAGCAUCAACGUUGGUUGAUAUAACAGAUAUUAAACUCAGACAGGAUGCAGUGAUAGGCAAGGCCGAAAAGGUACAGAAGAUAGUGAGCAUUGUGUCAGAGAAAGAACAUGAAAGUGAGGUAGACAAUCUGAACAGGAUAAGGCGAGUUGAUGUUGUAGAGAAGAAGCAAGUGGAGUCAAUGCCCGAGUUGCCAAGGUCAAAAGAAGAGAAUUCAAUCUGCCCGUUUGAAGUUGCGUCCAGACAAAUGUCAUCUGUUGCAGACGGAGGUAGUGUUUCGAAAGAUGGUGUCCGACCAGACCCAACGAACACAUCCAAGAUACUCCAGUGGUCAAGGCCAGAGACUCCAAAACAAGUGAAGCAGUUCGUGGCGACAGGCUCAUACUACAGAAAAUUCGUCAGAGGGUUCGCUACAACCGCCAGGCCGUUAAUAGAAUUAACGAAAAAGGGCAAGGAAUUUAUUUGGAGCAUCUACUGCGAAAAGGUAUUCUGUGCACUGAAAGAAGCACUUACCAGUCCUGAUGUCAUGGGUUACCCUCUGAAUGAUGGCGGCAUGUUCAUUCUUGAUGCGGAUGCUUUGGGAAUAGGAAUCGGUUCCGUUUUGGCCCAAGAGCAAGGUGGACGUGAAAGAGUGAUCGCAUACGCAAGCAGAGGAUUAAACAAGGCAGAGCAAAACUACUGCAUAACUGCGCAAGAGCUGCUAGCAGUGGUCUUUUUCAUCCAGUAUUAUCGCCAAUAUCUUCUGAGACGGCGUUUCUUAGUCCGAACAGACCAUCAGGCAUUGGUCUGGUUGUUCAGCCUCAAAGAGCCCAGCGGUAAGAUAGCAAGAUGGAUCGAGAUCUAA
Messenger RNA from Mercenaria mercenaria, 2268 nucleotides. RefSeq lists its product as uncharacterized. Gene Ontology annotation, molecular function: nucleic acid binding; zinc ion binding. The transcript has 4 exons. The coding region runs from base 1 to 2268 and encodes 755 amino acids. NCBI's taxonomy places the organism in Eukaryota, Metazoa, Mollusca, Bivalvia, Venerida, Veneridae. The record is from RefSeq and is a predicted model, not a curated record.